Molecule: messenger RNA, 1869 nt
Organism: Rubroshorea leprosula
Lineage: Eukaryota; Viridiplantae; Streptophyta; Magnoliopsida; Malvales; Dipterocarpaceae
Source: the annotation of a GenBank genome assembly
AGUGUAUCACCUUGGGGAGCUCCAGUGUUGUUUGUCAAGAAGAAGGAUGGGAGCAUGAGGCUAUGCAUUGAUUACCGGGAAUUGAAUAAGGUGACUGUGAAGAACUGGUAUCCCCUUCCUAGAAUUGACGACUUGUUUGACCAGCUCAAGGGUGCUCAGGUAUUUUCUAAGAUUGAUCUUCGAUUUGGCUACCACCAGGUGAAGAUUAAGCCGGAUGACGUGCCAAAGACUGCCUUUCGCACCCGUUAUGGUCAUUAUGAGUUCAUAGUCAUGCCAUUUGGCUUGACAAAUGCCCCUGCCAGAUUUAUGGAUUUGAUGAAUCGGGUGCUUAGCAAGUACCUAGACCAGUUUGUGGUUGUCUUUAUUGACGACAUUUUGGUCUACUCUUCUAGCCAUGCUCUUCAUGAGAAGCACUUGAGGACAGUCCUCGAGACGUUGAGAAGGGAGAGGCUGUUUGCUAAAUUCAAGAAGUGUGAAUUUUGGCUAGACAAUGUUGCAUUCCUAGAAAUCCGUAGUUUUCUAGGAUUGGCUGGUUACUAUUGCCGAUUUGUGGGGGAUUUCUCUAGAAUUGCUCUGCCCAUGACUCGUCUUAUCAGAAAGAACACCAAGUUUGAGUGGACCCCAAAGUGUGAGAAGAGCUUUUUGACCUUGAAGGAGAAGUUGAUCACUACUCCUGUACUUGCACUUCCAAUUAAUGGGGAAAAAUUCACUAUAUAUAGUGAUGCCUCUAAAAAGGGUUUGGGAUGUGUCUUGAUGCAAAAAGAUAGGGUUAUUGCAUAUGCUUCUCGGCAGUUAAAGCCUUAUGAAGAAAAUUACCCUACCCAUGAUCUAGAGUUGGCAGUUGUGGUAUUUGCACUCAAGAUCUGGAGGCAUUAUCUGUAUGGUGAGACUUGUGAAAUCUUCACUGAUCACAAGAGCCUUAAGUAUAUUUUCACUCAGAAGGAGCUUAAUAUGAGGCAGAGGCGAUGGCUUGAACUUUUAAAGGACUACGACUUGACCAUUAGCUACCAUCCGGGCAAGGCUAACAAGAAGGAGUUACUUGAGGAUCUUGUGAAACUAGAUGUGGAGUUGAGAGUGGACAGCACUACGGCUUAUUUAGCCACUCUCAGUGCACAACUGGCCUUAAUAGAUAGAAUUAAACUUGCCCAACAAAAAGAUUCCUUCUUGCAGAAGAUGAAGGAAAAAGUAAGAGCCGGGGAACCCCACAUGCAAGAAUUUAGGAUUUCUGAUGAUGAGAUUCUGUGGUUUGGUGAUAGGCUGUGUGUACCAAGAAACCAUGCUUUAAGGCGUGAGAUUAUGGGAGAUGCCCAUUAUACUGGCUAUACAAUCCACCCAGGGAGCACCAAGAUGUAUCGUGAUUUACGUAGGACAUUUUGGUGGCGGAACAUGAAGAGGGAGAUAGCUAGAUUUGUCUCACAAUGCCUGACUUGCCAAAAGGUCAAGGUUGAACACCAGAGACUUCUUGGAAAACUGCAGCCGUUACCUAUUCCUCAGUGGAAGUGGGAAAACAUCACCAUGGACUUUUUCCGAGCCUUGUGCAUUUGUGGGACCCGUCUCACGAGUGCACGGCGUCUGUCGUGUCUCGAAAUUGGGUUUUGGGGCGUGACAGAUAAAGUGGUAUCAGAGCUUAGGUUUGAUUAAGAUUUUGUGAUGUGAGAGCCUAGGUUUAAGUGAAUACCUAGGAUAUGUUUUGAACUUGGCUAGUUAAGGGAUUUAGAACCGUGGUGAGACGAGUGACGGGGUUAUACAAGGGACGAUCCUGAUUUGUGUUACCUGAAUUUUCUGAUUCACUUUGAUGUGAUAGUGAUUCAGUUAGUUCCUGUUAUCUGUCGAUAGUGAGAAGUUUUGAAAUUAAUCUUGCUCACUAUG